This is a messenger RNA of Cutaneotrichosporon cavernicola, 972 nucleotides long. RefSeq lists its product as uncharacterized. Gene Ontology annotation, biological process: pyruvate decarboxylation to acetyl-CoA. Bases 1 to 972 code for a protein of 323 amino acids. The record is from RefSeq and is a predicted model, not a curated record. Gene Ontology annotation, molecular function: dihydrolipoyllysine-residue acetyltransferase activity. Lineage: Eukaryota; Fungi; Basidiomycota; Tremellomycetes; Trichosporonales; Trichosporonaceae. The transcript is spliced from 5 exons.
AUGCGGGCAGCAAGCACCAUCGCCCGAUCUCUGCGCGCGCGCGCCUCAGCUCACCGCAGCGCCCUCGCGAUGCAGACGCGAGCGGCGAGCAGUCUCCUUCGCAUGCCAGCCAUGUCGCCAACGAUGACGGAGGGCGGGAUCGCAGCGUGGAAGAAGAACGAGGGCGAGUCGUUCGAGGCUGGCGACGUCAUCCUCGAAGUGGAGACGGACAAGGCGACGAUCGACGUCGAGGCGCAGGAUGACGGCGUGAUGGGCAAGAUUGUGUUCAAGGCAGGCAGCAAGAACGUGCCUAUUGGCGAGGUUAUCGCCGUGCUCGCUGAGGAGGGUGACGACCUCUCCAAGCUCGAGGUACCCUCGGACCUGUCGCCGCAUCAGGAUGCUGUUCCCAGUGUCGACGCACAGGAGGCUCCCAAGGAGGCACCGAAGGAGGUGAAGCAGGCAGCACCUGAGUCGUCGGGGGUCAAGGCCCAUCGCCAGAUCGACCACUCCAAGCCAAUGCUGCCGUCGGUCGCACUCUUGCUGCAGGAGAGCAGCCUCAGCGACGAGCAGGUCGCUGAGAUCAAGGGUACGGGUCUCCACGGCAUUCUCACGAAGGGAGACAUUCUCGCUGCAGAGGGCAAGAUCAAGUCGCCGUACGGAAGCGCAGCUGUUUUGCUCAACAACCCCAUGGGCGCGAGCGGCAAGCGCGCGAAUGACCCCAAGACGCCACCCAAGGCUGCUGGCAGUGCGGCGGCCCCCGCCCCAGAGCGCCCGCUCACCGGCACCGAACUCCGGCGCCUGAUCGUUGCUGGACUCAGCAAAGCCACCGCCCCAACAACCCCCGCCCCGAAGUUCCCUACUGCGGCUGUUUCGGACGCCGAGUUCGACGACCUCCUCAGCGACUACGCGAAGCUGUUGCCCGCAUCGGCACCACGGCCCGCCGCUGCGGCACCCAAGGCGGCGGCCAAGGACGAGCUGGACGGGUUGGCGUAG